Molecule: messenger RNA, 4890 nt
Organism: Doryrhamphus excisus (bluestripe pipefish)
Lineage: Eukaryota; Metazoa; Chordata; Actinopteri; Syngnathiformes; Syngnathidae
Gene: cgnb
Product: cingulin b
Biological process (GO): microtubule cytoskeleton organization
Cellular component (GO): bicellular tight junction; myosin complex
Molecular function (GO): microtubule binding
Source: RefSeq, a predicted model, not a curated record
UAAAACCAAUGCUGUAUUUUCCACUUUAACAGGAGACCGAAUGGAGGCAGCGACCAUGGAGAUGAGUUCUGGAACAAAGCACCGCCCACCGGUGCAUCUUCUGUCCAAUGACGUGUCUCAGGGGGCGGGACCAUGGCGACCAGGCGUGUUGGCAACAGGUUGCUCUGGUAGCGAAGGGGGCUUUGCAAAAAAAAACGCGCUGAUACUCCCGUUCCUCGUUGACUAAACAUUUCAUCUCACCAAGAAGGCGGAGGAGGAUCUUUUUAUCAUUUGGAUCAUCUGUAAGGUGAGCUCUGCACAGACCAGGAAGUGGACAUGAGCACUCUCUCCACAGACAGGAAGCAGCUCGUGGACUAUGGCGUCCAGAUCCGCUUCAUCAAGGACCUCCAUGACAUGGGCGGCGCCUCGCCCGACAAAUCCAGAGGAAGCAACAACCACACCCCCACCCCUCAUCCGGGGAGCAAAUACGGGGUGGCCGUGCGGGUUCAGGGGAUCUCCGGGCAGCCGUACGUGGUCCUGAAUGACGGCGCCAAAGGGGAUUCGUACGGCGUUCAGCUAAACACACCGGCCGCCAGUCCGGUGCCCCAGUCGCCGUGCAAGAGCGCGCCAAAAAGUAACGAAGCGGCGGAAGGCGUGAACGCUACACCUGUUUCUCCAACAGAGGAUGAGGAGAUCUACCGGAGCCCUCUUCGUAGACCCCCAGGGGACGGCCAAGCAGGAGGUCAAGGCGAGGAGGAGGGCAGGACUGUCAGAGAGGGGAGGUCCAAUGCUGAACCCCAAGUCAAAACAGCUGCUACUGAGGCACAGACAAAACAGGAAUUUACGAGUAACGAAGAGUACAAUGAAGCCGGUUUGAAACCAGUCAAGGUGAACGGUGCUGGACCCAGGGGGUUCAAACAAAAUGCAUUCCCAAGUAGCAAACAGGGUCCGGAUUCUCCUGCAGAGUCCAUCCCCAAACCCUCAGCAUCCACAGACGAGAAGCCAAUCGACACCAACUCCCUAGCGCCCAUCAACAAACUCAUCAGCAAGUUCAACAACAAGACGCCCGGUGGCGGCCCCCAGGCGAGGGGGCGUACCGGCGCCAGACAACAGCUCCGCUUUGACGAACGCAAGCGCUCCAAAAGCCUGGACGCAAGAAAGGAGAAUCCCCGUCCCUCGCCUCCGUCACCGACGUUCAAUCCGUACGCAUCCGCCUCCGCCAGCUUGUCAUCGAGAGCUGGUUUAGGACGUGACGCCCCACCUGUUGCCAAUAAGGUGACGACUCGGGAGUCCCCAAAGCAGAGUUUCGGGUCACCAGUGAAGUCUGGCGUAAAGGAGGCCGUCGCCGUCUCAGCCAAAAAACCUGAGAUACCACCGAGGAGUUUGUCCCUCAAGGCCACCAACGGGGAGGAGGCUCAAGUGAAGCAAGCUAUUUACAGCAUUCUCAAAGAGGGCACCAGUGAGAGUGACUCGUCCCUCAAAAGGAAGACCAGCCUUGUCUACGAGACCACCAGCAAUUUAAAGAAGGGAGGAUCUGAUGGAAACCAGAUAAAAUUGACCCUGGUGGAGCUCGAGGAACAACUCGGUCAAUACAAGAAGCAGCUGCAGCGUGCCCAUGAAGAGCUGGCUGAGGAGCGUAUAGCCAGGGAGAUGUCCGAAUCUCGCAUGCGUCUACAAGAAGAUCAGCUGGCCGAACUUCAGGAGGAGCUUAGGAGGGUUUCCGAAACGGGGCCCCCAUCCGACUCGCUCUCGACGGACAUGAUGACCCUGCAGGCAGAGCUGGCCGAGGCAACCAUGUUGCGCCACCGCCAGGACGAGACCCUGCGGCAGCGUGAGCGCGAGCUGACUGCCCUGAAGGGGGCGCUAAAGGAGGAGGUGGAGUGUCACGACCAGGAGAUGGAGACCCUUCGGGAGCAGUACAGCCAGGACAUGCUCAACCUGAGGGUGACCAUGGAGCAGGUCACACAGUCGCAGGAGCAGAUCGAGGAGGAGCGGGAGCGGGUCAACGCCUCCUUGUUGAGCCUGGAGGAGGAGCUGGACAGCUGCAGAGACCAGGGCGAGCAGUGGAAGUCGCAGCUGGACGCCACCACACAGGAGCUGAAUCUUACCAAAGACAAGAAGGCGACGCACUCCGGCAGCCACAUGCUGCUCCAAUGUCAUCAGGAGAAGGAGGAGUUUGACAGCAAGCUGAAGGAAGUCCAGGAUUCGCUGCUCGCUGCGCACAAGCAGCAGAAGUCCUCGUCAUCAGCAGAGGAGCUUCAGCGUUGCCACGACGACCUGCAUCGGGCCCGACUGGAUGCGGACAAACACAAGGGCGCCCUCGACAAGAAGAGCGAGGCACUCGACGCCCUCAGGAAAGCCAGCGGCGAGCGCGAGGCCGAGCUUCUGUCUGAGAUCGGUAGGAUGAAGGAGCAAAAGGCCGAUCUGGAGAAAGCCCUGGAGAAGGCCAAAGAGGCAUCAUCUUCUGCAGGAAGGACGGCAGUGGACCACAUCACCAACACGGAACUCCAGGAGACAAAUACUCGCCUGAGAGAGAGGCUGGCCCGCAUGAGGCUCCACUCCAGCACUUCCAGAAGUCCAGAAGCCGAGGAAGCCAUGGAGGUCCUGGAAGACGAGAACCGUUCCCUCAAGUCCCAGCUGGAGGAGGCCAAGCGCGGCGCCUCCCGUCUGAGCAAGGAGAGGGACGAGCUGAGCCGGCGGCUGGAGGAGAGGGACCUGGAAAAGGAGGCGCUACGGCGGGGCAAGAGUGACCUGGAGGAGCAGAAGAGGCUCCUGGACCGAGCCCUGGAGAAGCUCAACAAGGAGAUGGAGAUGAUGAUGGGCGACUCCCGUCAGUCGGUGGGGGCUUUGCAGACGCAACUGGAUGAGUACAGAGAGCGUUCCAGGAAGGAGUUGCUGGAGGCUCAACGCAGCAACAAGGACAAGCUGGCUGAGCUGCAGAGGGCCCAGAGCAGCUUGAAGACCCAACAGGAAGAGGUGUCCCGUCUAAAGAAGGAGCUCCUGACGUGCAGCGAGGAGCGAGACAGCACCCAGCUGGAACGAGACCUCCUCAACAAUCGCCUCAAACACUUGGAGAGCGAGCUGGAGUCGGAGAAGGGCAGCCAGACGGACCGCACCCGUGAGAUCAGGGGGCUGGAGGAUAAAAUAAAGACACUGGAGAUAGAGUUGGAUGAGGAGAGGAGUAGCGUGGAGCUUCUGAAUGAUCGCAUCACACGCAGCAGAGAUCAGGUGGACCAGCUUCGCUCAGAGCUGAUGCAAGAGCGUUCGGCCCGACACGACCUGGAGAUGGACAAAAGUGCAAUUGACAGACAGGUGAAGGAGCUGAGGUCCCGCGUGGCCGACAUGGAGGGACAGACUCGGCCCUCGGCCGGCAUCACCCUGCUGGAGAGCAAAAUUCAGGAGUUGGAGGAGAGGCUGCGCAGUGAGGAACGAGAGAAGAGCAGCAUCCAGGCCUCUCACAGACGAACGGAGAGGAAACUGAAGGAAGUGAACGCCACGCUGGACCAGGAGCGAACCCAGCAUGUGGAGCAGAAGGAUCAGCUGACCCUGCGGGUGAAGGCCCUGAAGCGGCAGGUGGACGAGAGCGAGGGCGAGGUGGAGCGUCUGGAAGGAGUGCGCAGGAAGGUCCUCAGGGAGCUGGAGGAGCAGCAGGAGCUCCAGGAGGCCCUGCAGGCCAAAGUCACGGCAAUGGAGUCGGAAUUAAAGCGGAAGGCACAGCAGUCUCAUCGCAGCACUCUGGCCACGUUGAGCUCAGAGGACGAGGAUGCUUUCUCCAUUCUGAGCGACGGCCUCCACCAAGGCUCUAACUGCUAGUACAGGACGGCAACAUAGAGUACACUGGAGGGAAGAACUAACUGUUGGUACAGGAAUACAACAUGGAGUACACUGGAGGGAAGAACUAACUGCUAGUACAGGAAGACAACAUGGAGUAGGAAGAACUAAUUGCUAAUACAGGAAGACAACAUGGAGUACACUGGAGGGAAGAACUAACUGUUAGUACAGGAAGACAACAUGGAGUACACUGGAGGGAAGAACUAACUGCUAGUACAGGAAGACAACAUGGAGUAGGAAGAACUAACUGCUAGUACAGGAAGACAACAUGGAGUACACUGGAGGGAAGAACUAACUGCUAGUACAGGAAGACAACAUAGAGUACACUGGAGGGAAGAACUAACUGCUAGUACAGGAAGACAACAUAGAGUACACUGGAGGGAAGAACUAACUGUUAGUACAGGAAGACAACAUGGAGUACACUGGAGGGAAGAACUAACUGCUAGUACAGGAAGACAACAUGGAGUACACUGGAGGGAAGAACUAACUGUUAGUACAGGAAGACAACAUGGAGUACACUGGAGGGAAGAACUAACUGUUAGUACAGGAAGACAACAUGGAGUACACUGGAGGGAAGAACUCGGGGCAUCGUGUAAAAGCCUGCAGUUGCUUUUGGGGUUUUAUUUGUAGUCGGGCAGCAAUACAGCAAUCAUUUGAAAGAGUGUAAGUUUUGUUGUUUUGUGUGUUAGUGCAUGUUCUUUUUUGUACUGAAAGUGAUGUGUAUUUUUGUUUUUGUGUGACUUUGUACACCGUAUUAGCUGUGACAAUCACACACGUUGGCACUGUGAGCCUAAUUGUCAUCUAUUUUUUCAUCCAAAUAUAAAAUCUCUAUUGUGUUGUGUGUACUUUUACACUAAAAUGCCUUAAAAAGUUAUUUCUGUCCCGGUUAAUGUUACCCCUGCAUGUUGUUGAUAAGCUUUUUCUGUGGUUAUUGAAAUACUGGUGUUGCACAUUGCUUGCAUUCUUUGUACGUUACAUUUCAUUCUUAUUACUUCUGCACAAAUUAGCAUUAUUUAACUGUUUAAUAAGCUGCUGCUAACCUUUUAGCAGGUGUUGAAAUAAAAAGAGCCCUUUGUAUUA